AUGACAAUUAUGCAAAACAAUCACAUGCCAAUAACAUAUUGGAGAGCUUGGAAAGGGAAAAAGAUUGCAAACAACCUUCUUAGAGGUUCACCUAAAUUAAGUUUUCCAAAUCUUCCAGCUUACUUGUACAUGGGUCGAAAGAUGAACCCAGGCACGAUCACACAUUUGGAGGUGGAUGAAGAAUCUAAAUUCAAAUAUGUUUUUAUAGCAUAUGCGACAUGCAUUAAAGGAUUUCGUUGUAUGAGAAAGAUUAUUGUGGUGGAUGGAACUUGGUUAAAGAGUAGGUACAAAGGAGUAAUACUCAUUGCAAUGGCACAAGAUGGUAAUUUUCAUCAAUAUCCUAUUGCUUGGGGUGUGGUUGAUUCAGAGAAUGAUGCUUCGUGGUCAUGGUUUCUCACAAAGUUACAUCACCUUAUACCGGAUGAGAGUGAAUGGGUCUUAAUUUCAGAUAGGCAUCAAAGCAUCAUCAAUUGGUUGUCAAAUAUUUAUAAGAAAUCACAACAUGGGCACUGUAGGUGGCAUUUAUCUCAAAAUAUUAAAGCAAAUGUUAGAGUUAAAGGUGUCAUAAAAUUAUUCGAUGAAACUGCUAAUGCCCAUAAAGUUUCUGAGUUCAACCAACUUUAUGAUGAAUUGAAGAAUAGAUAUCCUAGAGUUGUGAAUUAUCUUGAAGAGUCAAAUGUACCACUUAGCAAAUGGGCAAGAUCUCACUUUACAGGUUGUCGCUAUAAUAUUAUGACUACGAACGGUGCUGAAUUUAUUAAUGCAGUAAUGAAACAACCAAGAGAGUAUUCUAUAAUUGCAUUGUUGGAGGCUAUGCAAGCAAAAGUCUCUAAAUGGUUCAACAACCGUCGUAAAGUUGUGGCUGUUGGGUUUUAUAAUAUCAUUCGGAAAAGAUUCAAGAAAGCAUUGGAAAUGAAUGUCAAGCAGCUUAAUCGAUUUGAGUACGAAAUUAUUGCAACAUAUGAACAAACUAGAAUAGAAAUAUAUGAUUUGUGCUCCAAUUAUUAUAAGUUGGAAACUUGGGCGUUGGCUUAUGUUGAUACAAUUUAUCUAGUGCCUCAAUUAAAAGAUUGGGAUAUCGAUGAAGUUGAAUUACUUCCGAAGGUUUUUCCUCCAAAUGUCCCAAUCAAGUGUGGUAGAAGAAAACGAAUAAAAUCCCAUCUAUUGGAAAUGGCAAAAAAUGGAUUAAAAGGUGUGGGUUAUGUGGAAAGUCUGGUCACUCCAAGAAGACAUGCUCCCUAA
Molecule: messenger RNA, 1242 nt
Organism: Cannabis sativa
Lineage: Eukaryota; Viridiplantae; Streptophyta; Magnoliopsida; Rosales; Cannabaceae
Exons: 3
Coding region: 1-1242 (413 amino acids)
Source: RefSeq, a predicted model, not a curated record